AUGUAUAGCCCACAAUGGCCACCAACACGCCCGGCUGCCGUUCAGGCCCAGCCACAAGAACGAGAGCCGCCUGGAGUUGCUGCUUCUUUGAUACCAUCGCUCAACAGCCACGGCGGCGGCAGUGGUAUUAGCAGUAGCAGCCGCCAAGGCACGGGACCUCCCCGCUUUGGUAAAGCACCGGAUGUCACUGGUGGUCCGGCCUCUGCGGCCAUCACGCGAGGAGGUGCAGCAAGCGCCGGCCCCGGCGGCGGCAACGGCAGCGGGAAUAUUCACAGCAGCCAAGGCGGUACCAACGACGGCACAUAUCCCGCACCAGCGGCUCAACAGCCGUCUGCUCCGGUUCCGCCUGCCGGGAUCAUCAACCCGUUCGACCUCUCUGCCGCCGAGCCCUCGCAGCCGCGUCACGUUCUCGUUCGCGUAGACGGUGACACAGGGUUCUAUCUCGGCAACGCCGUGGGCCGUCCGGCGCCACAGGAGUUUUCUCUGCCGACGGAGGUGGACGGAUCGCGGUCCGUGGCCAACGGGGACCAGAUCCAGACCGGAUGGAGUAUCGACUACUACGGCCUCUCGGGCAGCCGCCACGAGUACGGUAACGGCAUUGGGUGGCGGUGUCAGGAAUCAGAGGCCGUGGCGGACGCGCAGGGGAACUUUGGGUGGCCGAGGAAGUACGUCUGUUCCAUGUGUUGUCUGCGAUGGAACGCCAUGCCUCUGCCCGCCAAGGUGAUUCGGGGCGAUGUCAGUCAAAAGGACCGGAUUGAACUAAGGAUAACGCGCAGCCAAAUCCGGCAGAUGCACGGAGGGAUCCCGGAUUCUCUCGGCCGGGAUGCUCAGAGUACCGGGGACCCCCAGUUACACUACUACCUCGAUCAUGAAGGACCUGGAAACGAGCCGUGCGUCCGGGGCCUUUGUCAAAAGUGCCGGCCGGUGUCUUUCUUGCCGGACUCGCAGCCAACGACCCACUGUUGUCCGCCCCCGGUGGCCGAGCCGGGCUACCUCAAGGAGAUUUAUCGGUGCAUCAUGGACAACUGCCCGUUCCUUACGGACACCCGGCGAGAGAUGAAGGCCCAUCUCCAUUCUCCAAGAAAGAACGGACACAAAUCCUACUUGACAUCCCUAGCAGCUCGCAUCGAGCACGGCCAACCCCUCAGCGCGAUCGACAAGGAAAUCGCCUCCCGCCUGAUGCUCAUGUUCAACGACCGCGACGCCCGCGGGCAGAAAUCCAUCUCCCAGCCCAUCAACACCGUCCUCGGGCCUGAGGACGUCAGCAGCCCGGCCAUCCUGCGCGAGCACACGCAGUGGAUGUCGUAUCUAGGCCUUCACACGCCCGAGCUGCACCGACGGGACUUCUGGGAUCCGCGGACAGGCGGGUGGUAUUGCCGCGAGUACAACAUGGACGACGACUUUGAGGAUGCGUGCGAGAAUGUGAGGAUUAUCUCGCAUGCUACGGGGAGGCCGGUGAAGCCGUCAGAUUUCCUAUGGCGUUGA
Molecule: messenger RNA, 1485 nt
Organism: Colletotrichum lupini
Lineage: Eukaryota; Fungi; Ascomycota; Sordariomycetes; Glomerellales; Glomerellaceae
Exons: 4
Coding region: 1-1485 (494 amino acids)
Source: RefSeq, a predicted model, not a curated record